AUGGUGCUGGAAAGUGAGACCCCUGGGCUGGAAGGCACCUAUCAUAUUACCAGAGAUGAACGUGAACGUUUUUCAAGUAGCGAAGGCAUUUAUGACGUGGACGAGACAAAUCCAUCAGGACUCCCGCCUGCUGAUGUGGCUCCGAGCAAAAGGAAGCGUCUACGUUUUUCAACAACUAUUCAUAAUAUCAGCACAUGGAAUGUUUGCGGCAUGAACAUAGGCAAGCAAGAAAUGCAACGACUUCAUAUCGACCUGCAGUCAGCAAAGCUGUAUACUCUUUUAACAUUGCUAGCGAUCGAAUUAUAUCCAUACGCAUCACUGGAAGCCCCCGCUCAAUCACGGUUCUACAAGCAUAUGCACUAA
Messenger RNA from Helobdella robusta, 363 nucleotides. RefSeq lists its product as hypothetical. The coding region runs from base 1 to 363 and encodes 120 amino acids. The record is from RefSeq and is a predicted model, not a curated record. The transcript has 2 exons. Lineage: Eukaryota; Metazoa; Annelida; Clitellata; Rhynchobdellida; Glossiphoniidae.